AUGAGCAGUGACCAACAACCCAAGCCCAUUAAAGGCAUUCUCAAGAAACCUAGUCAGUCCCCUACUGAUAGUCAAGAAACAAGUCGACUUAAAUGGGACGAGGCCAAUUUGGAGUUGAAUGAAGAGCAAAAGGAUUCCACCAUGAAGAUUGACGAGCCCAAGACACCUUAUAUUCGAUAUGACCCAGAAACAGAUCAAGUACUCAAUAUGGGUGAUGUCCAGUUUCGGAAUGCACAUGAUGAGCCUGAGGAUUUUUCGUUGGACAAUGGUAACGAAUCAGAUCGAUCAAGCACAUCCAGUAGCAAAAAAGGACGUCGCGUGUAUCUCAGCGAUGACGAUUGGGAAUCGGAUGAUGAGAAUCAUGAAGAGAGCGAACAAGCGAAAAAGCAACACGAGGAAUUUGCAAAGAAACGGGCUGAGCAUUACAACAUGGGCAACGUGCUUCGUCAACGGUGGGAUCAAGUAGAAGAUGAUGACGACUCUUCCAAUGCAGGAACCAAUAACCAACCACCACCUGUCCCACCACUUCCGCGGCAACGUAUCGACAAGAUGGAAGAAUAA
Molecule: messenger RNA, 561 nt
Organism: Lichtheimia ornata
Lineage: Eukaryota; Fungi; Mucoromycota; Mucoromycetes; Mucorales; Lichtheimiaceae
Exons: 4
Coding region: 1-561 (186 amino acids)
Biological process (GO): regulation of signal transduction
Molecular function (GO): protein phosphatase inhibitor activity
Source: RefSeq, a predicted model, not a curated record